This is a messenger RNA of Diorhabda sublineata, 1522 nucleotides long. It is a transcript of the gene Gpdh1, whose product is annotated as glycerol-3-phosphate dehydrogenase [NAD(+)], cytoplasmic. Gene Ontology annotation, molecular function: protein homodimerization activity; glycerol-3-phosphate dehydrogenase [NAD(P)+] activity; NAD binding. The transcript is spliced from 8 exons. The record is from RefSeq and is a predicted model, not a curated record. Gene Ontology annotation, cellular component: glycerol-3-phosphate dehydrogenase (FAD) complex; cytosol. NCBI's taxonomy places the organism in Eukaryota, Metazoa, Arthropoda, Insecta, Coleoptera, Chrysomelidae. Bases 314 to 1396 code for a protein of 360 amino acids. Gene Ontology annotation, biological process: glycerol-3-phosphate catabolic process; carbohydrate metabolic process.
AUAUUCUUUUGUUAGUUAAUGAGAAUGUAAAACGUUUUUAAUAUUCUGAUAAAUUGAUGUGAAUAUAUUAACGAGUUCUUUUAUAUGGAAAAAUAGUAUUUACACGUGUUGAUAAGUAUAUUUAUAAUUUUCCUAUCACGUGUAAUAUAGAUAAUUGGGAAAAUAUAUAUUUUAAUUAUAUUUUUUGGUUAAAAAUAGAGGUGGACGCGUUUAUUUAAUACCUUACCAGAGAGCAAACAGACAGAGCAGUAGAUUUCGACGCUCGGGGUGGGACGCAACGAAUUUUUUCCCUUAACAAUUAAACAAAUCCAAAAUGGCACAAAGGGAAUGUAAACAACCGAAGAAGAUAUGUAUAGUCGGCAGCGGUAACUGGGGUUCUGCUAUAGCUAAAAUUGUAGGGUAUAAUGCCCAAAGGUUGGAUCACCUCGACAACGAGGUUACCAUGUACGUAUAUGAGGAGAUCGUUAACGGAAAGAAGUUAACAGAAAUAAUUAAUGAAACACACGAAAACGUUAAAUAUCUACCGGGGCAUAAGUUACCACCCAACGUAGUGGCCAUUCCGGAUGUAGUUGAUGCAGCUAAAGAUGCAGAUGUUUUGAUAUUUGUUGUACCACAUCAAUUUAUCAGGACUUUAUGUGCAACUCUUCUAGGAAAAAUUAAACCAAAUGCCGUAGGAUUAUCUCUAAUAAAAGGUUUUGAUCGUGCUAAAGGUGGUGGAAUCGAUUUAAUUUCUCACAUAAUAACGAGAAAUUUAAAAAUCCCAUGCUCGGUUCUUAUGGGGGCGAAUUUAGCAGGCGAAGUAGCCGAUGAGAAAUUCUGCGAAACCACCAUAGGAUGCAGCGACAUCACCAUAGGACCUCUAUUAAGGGACAUCAUCCAAACGGAUUACUUCAGAGUUGUCGUAGUCGACGACGAAGACACCGUAGAAAUUUGCGGGGCCCUUAAGAAUAUCGUCGCUUGUGGUGCUGGCUUCGUGGACGGUUUGGGACUAGGAGACAAUACCAAAGCCGCCGUUAUACGUUUGGGUCUAAUGGAAAUGGUUAAAUUCGUCGACGUUUUUUAUCCGGGCGGUAAAUUGGGGACGUUUUUCGAAAGUUGCGGCAUCGCCGAUCUGAUAACCACCUGUUACGGAGGGAGGAAUCGUAAAGUGAGCGAAGCCUUCGUACGUACGGGCAAAAGUAUCAAGGAAUUGGAGGAUGAGAUGUUGAACGGACAGAAACUCCAAGGACCUUUUACCGCAGAAGAGGUUAAUACCAUGUUGAAAACUAAGCAGAUGGAAGACAAGUUUCCCCUAUUUACUACAAUAUAUAAAAUAUGCGAUGGAAAACUUCCACCUUCAGAAUUCAUCAGUUGCAUUAAGAAUCACCCCGAGCACAUGGUUAAAAGUACCAAAUGAAGGGACCAAAAAAAACUUGAAGGUUUAAUGUAGUUCUAAUUUUAUUAUUUUAGUUAUUUAAAAUGUAUGAUUUAAAUAAAUCAUAUUGAUUAUUGAAAUAAAUCAAUUUCCAAAUCAAAUCUGAAA